This is a messenger RNA of Rhinichthys klamathensis goyatoka, 2727 nucleotides long. RefSeq names its product solute carrier family 6 member 22, tandem duplicate 2 (gene slc6a22.2). Gene Ontology annotation, cellular component: membrane. The coding region runs from base 196 to 2022 and encodes 608 amino acids. The record is from RefSeq and is a predicted model, not a curated record. NCBI's taxonomy places the organism in Eukaryota, Metazoa, Chordata, Actinopteri, Cypriniformes, Leuciscidae. The transcript is spliced from 15 exons. Gene Ontology annotation, biological process: sodium ion transmembrane transport.
UGUUGGUAUGGUUGUAUUUACUUGUAAAGCAGAGAAUAAUAAACCUGGUCAGCAGUCCUUGUUCAGGAGCUCAUGAAGCAGGUUUGGCCACUCCUCAGUCAUUCUCUUUGAGGACAUUAUUUUGAACUGCUAACCUAGAUACAAGCACUGCAUUAAGGGGACAUACAAAACGGAUUCGUCACGAUUCACAGCAUCAUGGAGCAUAGCUCAAGGCCAGAGGUGAAGUUGAACCUCAUGAAUGGUGCCCUAGUGCAGGCCAGACCUAAAACCCAGGAGAGAGAGCAGUGGGCCAAUAAGCUGGAGUUUCUAUUGGCAGUAGCAGGGCACAUCAUUGGCCUGGGAAAUGUGUGGAGGUUUCCGUACUUGUGCUACAAGAAUGGGGGAGGGGCAUUUUUUGUGCCUUAUGUGCUGUUUCUCUUCACCUGUGGGAUUCCUCUUUUCUUUUUGGAGACGUCACUGGGUCAGUUCACCAGUCAGGGUGGAAUCACGUGCUGGAGGAAGAUCUGUCCACUGUUUGAAGGCCUCGGUUAUGGUAGCCAAGUCGUUGUCCUCUAUACUGGAGUCUAUUACAUCAUAAUUCUAGCUUGGGCUUUCCUUUACCUCUUCUCGUCCUUCAGUUCAGAGCUGCCAUGGGCUAGCUGCAAAAACUACUGGAACACAGAGAACUGCAAAGAGUUCAGCAAGAGCAACAUUACUGAAUAUUCUCCAGAGACAAGCACAUCCCCUGUUAUUGAGUUUUGGGAGAGAAGAAUUUUGGGAUUGUCUGAGGGAAUAGAACAGAUUGGUAAUGUGAGAUGGGACUUGGCGCUCUGUCUCCUGUUGGCCUGGAUCAUCUGCUACUUCUGUGUGUGGAAGGGAGUGAAGUCCACAGGCAAGGUGGUAUACUUCACUGCUACUUUUCCCUAUUUAAUGUUGGUAGUGCUGCUGGUCCGUGGACUUACUCUUCCUGGAGCGAAGAAUGGCAUCAUAUACUACCUCUACCCUGAUCCAACACGUCUCACAGACCCGCAGGUGUGGAUGGAUGCAGGCAGUCAGAUAUUUUACUCAUAUGGAGUUUGUACAGGAGUACUGACUGCUUUGGGAAGCUACAACAAAUAUGACAACAACUGCUAUAGAGACUGUAUAUACUUAUGUCUGCUCAAUAGCUUAACUAGUUUUGUGGCUGGUUUAGCUAUAUUUUCGGUCCUGGGCUUCAUGGCAGAUGAACAGGGAAUGGAUAUUUCAAUGGUGGCAGAGUCAGGUCCUGGAUUGGCGUUCAUUGCUUAUCCCCGUGCUGUGGCUUUAAUGCCCCUGCCUCAGUUAUGGGCAAUCUUCUUCUUUAUCAUGAUCAUAUUCUUGGGACUGGAUAGUGAGUUUGUGUAUCAUGAAGCCCUGGUAACGGCUAUCUCGGAUAUGUAUCCCUCCUUCUUCCAAAUUGGACAUCGGCGUAAAUUUCUUCUCCUCUUCAUAUGUGCUGCCAGCUUCCUUUUUGGUCUGCUGAUGGUAACAGAGGGUGGCCUGUAUGUCUUCCAGCUUUUUGACUAUUACGCAUGUAGUGGAAUGACUCUUCUUACUUUUGCCAUCCUUCAGUCCAUCUGUGUUGGAUGGGUAUAUGGUGCAGACCGUCUCUAUGAUAGCAUUGAGGAUAUGAUUGGAUAUCGGCCUUGGCCCUUCAUGAAGUGCUGCUGGAGAUAUCUAACACCAGCUAUUUGCACAGGAACGUUUAUCUUCUCAUUGGUUAAAUACACCCCUCUGAAGUUCAACAAUGUGUAUGAAUACCCCUGGUGGGGCUAUGCGAUUGGUGGCUUCUUCACCCUUUCCUCCACCCUACUUGUUCCACUGUGGAUGAUUUAUUUGGUUGGUACCACUCCAGGGUCUAUGCGGCAGAGAGUAAAAGUCUUGUGUACUGCUGCUGAAGACCUGCCAGAUCCUAAACGUCCAAAACUGAAGCAAAACACAGUUACUUUUGAGACCUUCACAGACCUAUUGACUUUACGAACUGUUCACACACCCAACUCAUUACCUCUCAGAGACAUUGUCUGACUGUUCACCAUUUCUGCCUUGUUUUAGGCCUCUGACAAACAUUUUUUACCCAUUGUCAUUUAAGUGGCGCUGUACUGAACAUCAUGAUGGUUAAGUAGUAAUGUUUAUCAAAGCAUUUUUUUAUUAUUAUUUAUCAUACAGUUCAAGCAAGACUGGACAAGGACAAGGCUUGUUUGCUUUUUAUAAAUGCUUUUAAGUGUUACCUCAAAAAGGGUCUUUGAAGGCCAGGAUUGCCAGGUCUGCAUAACAAAACCAGCCCAAUGGCCAAUCAAAAAUAGCCAAAAGUUACCCUAUGACCAUAUCCCAAACAUCAAAACUCAAAAUGUGCCUCUCCCUUACCUAAAAUACAUAUUUUACAGUCACUAUUAUGCAAAUUGAAAACCACUACUACUUCGUAGUGAUCAUAAACACACAGCUCAAAAGCUCCCUACUAGUGUCCCUCCUUCACAUAACUUAACAUCUAGUAGCCUACAGUAUUAUCAUUGGUAGCAUAUCAAAUAUUGCAAUACAAGCAUUUCAGUCAAAAAUAAAUGACAAAAUAUGUAAAACCUUUAAAAGUUUAAAAGUAGCCGAAUUCCGCGGAUUGGCAACCAUGCGCUUUCAGAUUCCCCUUUAAUAGUGGAGUGUGUUUGUCUGACAUGUAAAACAAAAAUGUAUAAAAUGUGAAAAUGAAAAGUUAGAGUAUACAAUUGUACAAAAUUGCUA